CCCCGCUCCGGCCGGCACCAGCCCAGCCCCGCCGAGCCGCUUCGUCGCGGCCGCCCCGCCGCGAUGUGGCUGGGGCCUGAGGAGGUGCUGCUGGCCGGCGCGCUGUGGGUCACGGAGCGAGCCAACCCCUUCUUCUUGCUCCAGCGCCGGCGGGGACACGGCAAAGGGGGCGGCCUCACGGGUCUUCUUGUGGGAACAUUAGACGUGGUUUUGGAUUCCAGUGCCAGAGUUGCCCCAUACCGUAUUCUGCACCAGACUCAGGACUCUCAAGUGUAUUGGGCAGUGGCAUGUGGAUCAUCUCGUAAAGAGAUCACAAAGCAUUGGGAGUGGCUGGAGAAUAACUUACUACAGACUCUGUCCAUCUUUGAUAAUGAAGAAGAUAUCACCACCUUUGUCAAGGGCAAAAUACAUGGAAUUAUUGCUGAAGAAAACAAGAAUGAGCAGCCCCAGAGUGAGGAGGAUCCAGGUAAAUUCAAAGAGGCUGAGCUGAAGAUGCGGAAGCAGUUCGGGAUGCCCGAGGUGGAGAAGUUGGUCAAUUACUAUUCCUGCAGCUAUUGGAAGGGGCGUGUACCCAGGCAGGGUUGGCUUUACCUCACUGUCAAUCACCUCUGUUUCUACUCCUUCCUGCUGGGCAAAGAGGUGACACUGGUGAUCCAGUGGGUGGAUGUAACCCAGCUAGAAAAAAAUGCUACACUGCUUUUCCCUGAGUGCAUUAAAGUGAACACAAGGGACAAUGAACUUUAUUUUUCUAUGUUUCUCAACAUUAACGAGACGUUCAAGCUGAUGGAGCAGUUGGCUAACAUUGCUAUGCGGCAGCUGUUGGAUAAUGAGAGCUUCCUACAGGACAAGUCUCUCCCAAAGCCCAGGAAGCCUCUUAAGAACAUCUCUGCAUUAAAAAGAGACCUGGAUGCUCGAGCCAAAAAUGAGUGCUACCGUGCCACUUUCCGGCUGCCCAAGGAUGAGUGCCUGGACGGACAUACAGACUGUACCUUGUGGACACCGUUCAACAAGAUGCAUAUUCCUGGCCAGAUGUUUGUUUCCAACAACUACAUCUGCUUUGCCAGCAAGGCCGAGGAGGCCUGUCAUCUCAUCAUUCCUCUCAGAGAGGUGACGAUAGUUGAGAAAGCAGACAGUUCCAGUGUCUUGCCCAGCCCUCUGUCCAUCAGCACUAAAAGUAAAAUGACCUUCUUCUUUGCCAAUCUGAAAGACCGAGAUUUCUUGGUACAGAGGAUCUCUGACUUCUUGCAGAGAACACCAUCCAAGAAACCAUGCAGCAGCGACAGGGAAUGGAAGUGGAAUUCUGCUGAUCCUGCUUGCGAGGGAGGCUGCCUGAACCGAGGUGUGCUACGUCCUGUUCUUCAGGAGGUUCCAGAGCUGCCUUCCAGCAGUCCGCUUGCAGGUAGCCCCACAUCUGCUCUCAGCAGUCGACCUGUCAAUUUCAGUGCUGGGGAAGUGCCAACAGCCUCACAGGGACUGCUCAAACUCUUCAGAAGAAACUCUGAGGAGCUGUUGGGACCCAAAGGGGCAAAGGAGAAGAUGAAGGAAGAGUCUUGGAACAUUCACUUCUUUGAAUACGGGCGAGGGAUGUGCAUGUAUCGCACUGCUAAGACUAGGGAGCUGGUGCAAAAAGGAAUCCCAGAGAACCUUCGUGGAGAGCUGUGGCUUCUUUUCUCAGGGGCCUGGAAUGAGAUGGUGACUCACCCUGGUUACUAUGCAGAUCUGGUGGAAAAGUCAAUGGGAAAGUACAAUCUUGCUACAGAGGAAAUUGAGAGGGAUCUGCACCGUUCCAUGCCAGAACAUCCUGCCUUCCAGAAUGAGCUGGGAAUUGCUGCCCUCCGGAGAGUCUUAACAGCUUAUGCAUUCAGAAACCCAACAAUUGGGUACUGUCAGGCCAUGAACAUUGUCACCUCAGUACUGCUGCUUUACUGCAAUGAGGAGGAGGCUUUCUGGCUGCUGGUGGCUUUAUGCGAGCGGAUGUUACCGGAUUACUACAACACAAGAGUAGUGGGUGCACUGGUGGACCAAGGUAUUUUUGAAGAACUCACACGAGAGUAUCUCCCACUGCUGUCAGAGAAGAUGCAGGACCUAGGAGUGAUUUCCACCAUAUCCCUUUCCUGGUUUCUCACUCUCUUUCUCAGCGUGAUGCCCUUUGAGAGUGCCGUGGUGAUUGUCGACUGUUUUUUCUAUGAGGGUAUCAAGUUCAUCUUGCAGGUGUCAUUGGCCAUACUUGAUGCCAACGUGGAGAAGUUGUUGCAGUGCUGUGAUGAAGGUGAAGCCAUGACUAUUCUGGGCAGAUACUUGGACAAUGUAGUUAACAGGCAGAGCAUCUCUCCCCCUAUUCCCCACUUGCAUGCCUUAUUGACCAGUGGAGAUGAACCACCACUUGAAAUUGACAUCUUUGAACUCAUCAAAACAUCCUAUGAGAAAUUUAGCAACCUGAAGGCAGAUGACAUCGAACAAAUGCGUUUUAAACAGAGGCUGAAAGUGAUCCAGUCUCUGGAGGAUACAGCCAAGAAGAGUGUGGUUCGAGCUGUUUCUGGUGACAUUGGUUUCUCCAUUGAAGAACUAGAAGAGCUUUAUGUAGUGUUCAAGGCAAAGUAUCUGAUGAGCUGUUACUGGGGGAAUAAUCGUGCCGCGGCUGCCCGUCGGGAUCAGAGUUUGCCCUACCUGGAGCAGUAUCGCAUAGACAUGGAGCAGUUCAAAGAGCUCUUCAUCAGCUUGACCCCCUGGUCCUGUGGUGCACACACACCUGUGCUGGCAGGGCGCUUGUUCCGCCUUCUGGAUGAGAACAGGGAUUCUCUCAUUAACUUCAAGGAGUUUGUGACAGGGAUGAGUGGGAUGUACCAUGGUGACCUCACUGAAAAGCUCAAAGUACUCUACAAACUGCAUCUGCCUCCUGCUCUGAAUCCAGAAGAGACAGAGUCUGCUUUGGAGGCCACGAGUUACUUCACAGAGGAUGUUACAACAGAAGUAUCUCCUUUUGUCUCAGAGCUGGAUUUCUGCCUGCACUGUGAGUCUCAAGAAACCCAAGAAGAUAAAGGAAGGAGAAAUGAGAAUGGUCCAGAAAAAGAGGAGAAAGGUACCAGUCCACAGGACUAUAGAUACUACUUAAGAAUGUGGGCCAAUGAAAAAGAGUCCAAGAAAGAAACCAUUAAAGAUCUACCCAAAAUGAGUCAGGAACAAUUCAUAGAGUUAUGCAAGACCCUUUACAAUAUGUUCAGUGAGGACCCAGUGGAGCAGGAGCUGUACCAUGCCAUUGCCACUGUCGCCAGUCUCCUUCUGCGAAUUGGGGAGGUUGGAAAAAAAUUCUCUAACAGGCCUGUGAGGAAGUCUGAGGACUGCAAAACAAACAACACCCAAGACCCUGUGAGUGAAGAGGAGUCACCAACAUCUGAACAGAGUCAGAAUUCAGCAGUGGAGCAGCACCCCCAAGCUGACCGUGAGGACAAAACCUGCAGAGAUACUCAGUCUGAAAAAACACAUCAGGAGAACCAAACUCAGGGAGAUGGGUCAGGGGAAGGACAAGGCUCUCCAUUACAGCUGCUAUCAGAUGAUGAAACCAAAGAUGAUAUGUCCAUGUCUUCCUACUCCAUGGUGAGCACAGGGUCUCUGCAGUGUGAGGACAUUGCAGAUGAUACGGUGCUGGUUGGUUGUGAAGGCAGUAGUUCAGCUGCCAGGUAUGGUAGUACCAUUGAUACUGACUGGUCAAUCUCCUUUGAGCAGAUCUUAGCUUCCAUGCUGACAGAAACAGCCCUCGUCAACUACUUUGAGAAAAAGGUCAACAUUCUGCAGAAGAUCAAAGAUCAGAAGAAAGUAGAGAGGCAGUUCAGUUCAUCCAGUGACUAUGAACUUUCCUCUGUGUCAGGGUGAACGCAAAAAAGCAGGGAUUGUCUUUGGGAGAUAAAGCAGGGAGGUGAUGUGGCAGAUGGCAGGAUGGUUUGGUAUUUUGUGUUUGGGGUUCUUUAUUUAAUCAGAGACCAGUAACUACACAAUUACAAUAGAUUGCAGUCAGUGAGGGGCUUCUGACAGUGACUGGUUUGUGUAGGUGCUUCUUUGGCUACUCUGGCUGACAGAUUUACAUUCUCAAGAGCCAUUAGAACCUAAUAGCCCCUGACAUAUAGAAUUACCACCAUAAAUUAUGCAUGCCUGCCUUUUGCUAUCUUUUACUUUAAUGAAGUUUUAUUUCAGACAGUAACUGCUCCUUGCCUGCCCUCGUUUGCUGUAGGUUCCUGGGUAACUUGCACAGCAGGUGCAGCCUGGCUUCAGCCAUGUUCACCUCUGUCUGCCAGUGUGAGAGCUAAUGCAGUAUAGUCCAGUGCUAUAGGACCCUGACGUAUAAAUAGUCUUGUAAGUUCUUCAGUGCUGUUCUGUGACUCAGCAGCUGUAAUGCAGAUGUGCCCCACUGAGAUCUCAACACAGGCAUCUCUCAGAUCUGCAGGUUUCUUUCAGCUGUGAUUUGCCAUUUUCAUAGUGGAUCAUCACUUGCCUUCUCCUUUAGGAGUUUUCAGACAAACCUGGUUUUCUAGCAUUUGCUUUUCUCAUUCUUUGAAAGCCAUUUGGGUUUAGUUUGUCUGGGAAGCCACAAGCUCCUUGACUUCAGCGCAGGAGUUAAGUCAGGCAGUGAGCUCACAAUGGUUAUAAGGAAGGAAGAAGUUCCUAAAUUAGAAGUCAGUGAGUCAGCCUGAGCUUUACAGGGUGGUGGCACACAGGUGUGCUGGACUUUCCCUGUUGGCACAAAAAACAUAUGUAAUUUCUUGCUGAUUCUCUGUUUUUACUGACUAGUGAUGGACCUGAUUUUUAGAAGGCCCCUUAAAAAUACUCUGAUCGGUCAACCCUCAAAACUUCCUUGGGGCAGGAAGAUGUGCAGGAGUGUUGUGCCACCUGCAGCUGCUGAGUGCAUCCUUUCUGAACAUCUCCUGUGCAGAGGCCAGCAGCGGACAUGCUCUUAGAGACUACUACACAUCAAAGGGUAUUCCUCCCUAGGGAGGAAGAAUUCAAAGCAGUGUGGGGCCCUCUGCCGUCAGCCCAUUUGGGGAAACCUCAAUAAGACUGGAUCUCUUUCCAGCUAGAGACAAACUAACUGUGAGACUGAGCAACUGCUCUUUUAAAUCAGUUAAAACCAGAAGAAACUAAGAGCCUUCUGGUAGCAGGGCUGGCACUCCAAGGAAGGAGAAUUAAUGCUGUUCCUGCAGAUAGAUUCAUCUCAGUAGGCAGGCGUCUGCCUUGCCAGGCUGCAGUGAGAGAUGCUGUUGCUAGACAAGAGCAGACCCUGCACUGAAGGCAAGGUUUAGCUGCAGCUUUUGGCUGGCGUUCGGAAUACAAAGGGUGGGAAGGACACGUGUGGUUGGAUGUUCCCAUGUAACACUACUCGGUGUGCUACUCAGUGUUAAUUCCUCCUUGUGACCAUUCUCUCUGUGUGUUCACAGCUGGUAUCUACUUCUUUUUUCUCUGCCUCCUCUGCCCUGCCCUCUGCACUGGAGAGCAGCCAUCAGUAAAACUGCUUUUACUAAUUACCCAGUAAUUUAUUGUCAUUUUUUAAAAGUACAAAUAAUCCCUGUGAUUUUACACUGUCUGUCUGUCCUACCUGUCAUGUACUCAAUAAAUGAACCAGAAUCCUAAA
Pogoniulus pusillus (Red-fronted tinkerbird) is the source of this 5620-nucleotide messenger RNA. It is a transcript of the gene TBC1D9B, whose product is annotated as TBC1 domain family member 9B. The transcript has 22 exons. NCBI's taxonomy places the organism in Eukaryota, Metazoa, Chordata, Aves, Piciformes, Lybiidae. Bases 64 to 3870 code for a protein of 1268 amino acids. The record is from RefSeq and is a predicted model, not a curated record. Gene Ontology annotation, molecular function: calcium ion binding.